Stegodyphus dumicola is the source of this 3148-nucleotide messenger RNA. RefSeq names its product C-Maf-inducing protein-like. NCBI's taxonomy places the organism in Eukaryota, Metazoa, Arthropoda, Arachnida, Araneae, Eresidae. The record is from RefSeq and is a predicted model, not a curated record.
UAUGUAUUUAUUUUUAAUGUUGUUACUCAGUUCGUGACAAAUUGUUUGCUUGUUUCUUUCAGCGCUCUGGCUGACGGUUUGUUUACAAAGAGCUUAACACCGGUAUUGGAGAACAUCACUACCGAUGAAAGAUGUGAUGUCCAUUUAAUGGUGCUGGGCAUCCGAGACGAGAAGGAAGGUUGGCUACAUCUGUACUGCCCUGGUGGCAUAGCCUGUGAAGAUGAUGGAGAAUUGUGGAGUAAGAUGUUGAAGAAUCUCUUGGAUUGCUGUUGCCGAAGGAAAAAAUUCCUGGAAAAUCUAACAAAAAGCAUCGGCCCUUGCAUGCUGAGGGCACUCAGGGAUGACCAGACAUUACAGUCAGCGCUCUGCUCCAUGCUAGAACUAGAAGUCGUAGACAACAAAGACCUUCAGAUGCAGAUCAUCACGACUCUGCAAAGCACGCCAACUGGCAAGCAACAUUACGCUGCGCUGUGCCAGCGUCAGCAUCAUCUCAGGCAGUUGCAACAGAAAGGAGGACCAAGGAAACUGACACUGCCUUCUAGAUCUACAGAUGCAGAUAUGGCGAAACUGCUGAGCUGUGGAUCUUUUGGAAACCUCGAGUGCCUAUCUUUGGCCUUUACGCAAGUAACGAGUGCCUGCGCGGAACAGAUCAUCAAGCUGCCAUCGCUGCGCUAUCUCAACCUCUGGUCUACGCAGUUCGGAGAUACGGGGUUGCGUUUGAUCUCGGAACAUUUACCCAAACUUCAGGUGCUCAACUUAUGCGAAACUCCAGUUACCGACAAGGGCCUCCAGUGUCUCGCCAACAUGAAAAGCCUUAGGAAGCUUAAUUUGAACAGCACCAGCUUAUCAGCCCAAACAUUUGAAAGAUUAAAACAAAAAUUACCAGCCUUACAAGAAUGUGAUAUACGGUACACAGACGCUUGGUGAUGACAUUACACAAUUAACAAAUCACAAUUACCCCCCAAAAAGUGGCAGUAUGGAUAUUGCACCUGAAAUUCGACGACACAAAAAACAUUAUCUUCUUUAUAGGAAAACUAAAAGAGACUAGAGCAGUGAUAAUAGCCUAAAAACUGCACAUGAAGUUGAGGAUUAUUGCACAUUUGCUUUGAAAAAUGUUAUAUGUGUGUUAUAGUGUGUGGAGCAUAUUGUGAGAGUCUUAGCUGGUAAACUACUCUUCGCUGUAUUAAGGAUAUGAUCUUCGGCACCUAAAUUUUCAUGUAUUUUUCCAAGACUUAAAGGAACUAGUGAGUGUUUAAUAAUAUUAAAAUUUUAAAAGUAUGUUUGAAUUAGUUUCGUGAAACAACUUUAAUAUGGAUUAAUCCUCUUUAUAAGUUUUUUUUUAAAUAUAUUUAUAUGUUUAUUCUAAUAUUAUAUACGAGAUUCUGAAGAAAAUUAAGUAACGUAUUAAAAUGAAUUAUAUAUGUUGAAAUUGGGCAGGAAUGAAAAAAAGAAGGAUAAGAAAUUGUAAAAAUUAUCUUUGCUUGUCGUAUAUUGUUAUUAAUUUUUUAAUUAUAUUUUUAAGUGUGAAGUAAAUAAAAAUUGCAUUUCAUAAAUGCUGUGUUUUGUAAAAAAGGUCUGAUAAGUCAAAUAAUAAAUUUACUCUUUCUAAAAGUCUUUAUCUUAAAAUUUUCACUAAUUUAUUCAUGGCCGAUGACCAAUAAACUUCCUUAAAAUUAAACUACUUUUCAUGGUUAAAAUUAGUAAUUAUGCUUUUUAAAUUUUCUUUUUUUGCUAAAAAAUUUAGAAUGGGGAAAAGAAUGAUUGUAUGUUGUUUCAUUAAACACAUGUACCGACCAAGGUACGUAUAGCAUAAUUAAUGAUAAGGUUACAUUUAACAUAGUGCCAAUUAUUAUUAAUAAAUUUGUAUUGUUCAAAGUAUUAUAAAACUUUAUGCUUCAUACUGUUCGCUUUUAGAAAAAAAGUUUUUUUUUUAAAUAAUGGCACUGUUCUGCCAUCUAUUGGCAUUUUAGGAAAUUAAUUAUUGUUUCAAAUUUUAGCUUUAUAAUCUCACAAUCAGUUUUCAAACUGAGGAUCUAAAAUAUACCUGUGAAACAGUCUGGAUGAGUUUUUUUUUAGUAAACUGAACUAAGAAAGUCUCGAUUUAUUUUGAUAGUCGUUGGAGGUGACAUCUUGUAUGCAUACUGCUUAGAAAGUUAUUCUUGUGAUAUGUAUGUGUGAUGUUUUACAACUGUUUACUUUCUACCUUUUUGUUUUACAGUUUUUUACAUAUGUAAGAUUAUUUUUCGGAAUGGUUAAAAAACUCAUAACAAUUUCAGAAAUGUAAUGGCGAAAUUGAAACUUGUGUUCAUAAACUUUGUAAAGCUGUUUCAAAUGUGAAAUUACUAUAGCUGUAGAUGCAAUUCGAUAGAUAAUUUGUGUAUAUAAAGUCUGUUUUCACUUUAAAUUUGAUCUUGUUUGUUUAAAAAAAUGGUAGCGCAUUUAAUCUUUGUCAGUUAUCUAAAACUUACAUUUAUUUUUUCAGUUUUAUAUUUAUUUAUAUUUAUGCUGUGUUUUGAAGUGUAAAUUGAAAAUGAUAUUGUUGUUGAAGUUAAAUAUAAAAAUACAAGGAAAAGAUCUUAAAUGUGUUUGUUGAAAAAAAAAAAAAAGAAAAAAAGAAAAAAAAAGUCUUUACACGCUUUUGCUUUGUAUAUUAGUGUGCUGCCAUCUAUUGACGAUGUUCUGAAAUUUAAUUUUCCCAGUGCUGCCAUCUGUGGGCUUCGUUUUUACUUUAUUGAGCAUUGUAGCUUUCAAAACUAGUGUUUUAAAUGUGAGUUUUGAUAAAAAUGUUAAUCUCAAUGCUCCUUUUACCGCUAAAUUUCAAACAGUAUUUAACUAUUCAUAUUUUUAUUUUAGGUAAUAAAAAAUAUCAAAAUAUAGUUGUGUAAUGAUGUACGAGCAUCAAAUUUAUAGAUGAUCAAACUAAAGUUUAUUCAACUGGUGCUCUUUUUGUAUGCAUUUUAUCAUGAAUUUCAACUAUCAUCUUCAUAUGAAAAUAUUUGAAUUAUUUCGUAUGACUGUGAAAAUCCUCACCAAUUCCACAAUUCCCACCACUUGUCUAUCGUAAUUAAAUCUAGCCGAAUGCUUUUACAAUUUAUGUUUAUGUAAUCUUUUUUUGACAAAAGCAUUCAAUAAAAUGUCUUUUUAUAAA